Zymoseptoria tritici IPO323 is the source of this 498-nucleotide messenger RNA. RefSeq lists its product as uncharacterized. The transcript has a single exon. The record is from RefSeq and is a predicted model, not a curated record. Lineage: Eukaryota; Fungi; Ascomycota; Dothideomycetes; Mycosphaerellales; Mycosphaerellaceae. The annotation marks the transcript as partial.
CCGACUCCCUCCUCAUCAGCAACCUCAAAAACGCGCGACCAACAAGCCGAUGCCGACCUCGAAGCCUUCCUAAAAGAGAUAGGAGCCUCCGACCAGACCGCCACGACUACAAAUACCUCGCAGACCGCGCCACAAGAACCCCCGAAACCACACUUCCCCUCCCGCGUCCGCCCCGACGGCACCCUCGACAUCUCCCCUCAAGCCAUCUACCCGCGCACCAUGUCCUGCCGCGCCGCUUUUGACCAAGCAUUCUACUGCCAAUCCAUCGGCGGGAAAUUCAACGAUAUUUACCGCUACGGUCACCUCCGGCAGUGUUCUGAGCAGUGGGGUGCGUUUUGGUUUUGUAUGAGGACGAGAACGUUGCCGGCACAUGAGAAGGAGAAGGCGAUUAGUGAGCAUUAUGCGAUGAGGGAUGUGGAGAGGAAGAAGGUGGCGAAUUCGGAGGAUGUGUGGGAGUUGAGGACGACGGCGGUGGAGCGGGCGUUUGCGAGGGAUUAC